Molecule: messenger RNA, 297 nt
Organism: Myodes glareolus (Bank vole)
Lineage: Eukaryota; Metazoa; Chordata; Mammalia; Rodentia; Cricetidae
Gene: Spink14
Product: serine peptidase inhibitor Kazal type 14 (putative)
Molecular function (GO): protein binding
Source: RefSeq, a predicted model, not a curated record
AUGGUCAAAUAUUUCCAGGUACUGUGGUUGUUUUUGUUCUUCAUCAUGCUACAACUGGUGCUCCUAUCUGUUCCAGGUGCUCGAGUUUGGUGGCCCCCACAUGGAGUUAUUAAGAUCAAGUGUCCUUAUAAGAAAGUAAAUUUGAGCUGGUUCAAUAAAACAGUGGAUCCAUGUCCAGGCUUAAAGCAACCCAUCUGUGGCACCAAUUUUGUAACCUACGAUAACCCCUGCAUCUUAUGUCUUGAGAGCUUGAAGUCUCGUGGGAAAAUUAGAUUUUAUCACGAUGGAAGGUGUUAG